AUGAGUGACAAAAAAGUAAAUAAAAUUUGCGUAGUGUGUGGUGACAAAGGGAUCGUCAUUGAACUGUCCAUCGGAUGGGAAAUGUGUCAUAAAUCCUGUGACCAGAAGAAUGUGCCAGAAGAGUUUAUAAGAGAUCCCGAGCAAAAUGAAAAUCGCAAGAAACUGAUCAAGCUCAAUAAAUUAAAGCGCGAACAAUGCGAUGAAAGUAUCAUAUCCUCGACAAGUGAUUCAUCGGAAGACUUACUAAUCUUUGACGAAAAGACCGAAAAACAUAUUUUCAAUUCACUUAUUGAAGAUUCACUCGAUAUUAGUGAUGAGGAUUAUGAGGGUUUAAAUCAGUUAGAGGGCAGUCGCAUAUCUGAGUUAGAUAAUGAUAAUGCAAUAGUGGCCAAAUGGGAUAUAUUUCAACUAGAUGCUAAAUAUUAUGAUAUAAUGAGAGACUUUACAAACAAAAUAUUGAGGGAGUGGGAUGACAACGACUCCGUUGCUAUUGAUUUAUUGACCGCGAUCACACUAUUCAAUCCAAAUCGACCUAAUUUAACACAUAAACAAAAUGUUAGCACUACAUUACAACAUUAUGAAGGUUUCAAUCAGUUAGAGGGCAGUCGUAUAUCCGAGUUAACCCGAGCAACGAAUAGUAACAACACUACACUGUUGACCGCAAUCAUACUUUUCAAUCCAGAUAGACCUAAUCUCAUGCAUAGACAUAAUGUUAGGUUAAGAAUAAUUGCAGUACCUAUGACCAGAAUUUGUGAAGUAUGCGGUGAUAAAGGAGUUGCCAUUAACCUGUCCAUCAGGCGAGAUCCCGAAGAGAAUGAAUAUAGAAAGAAACUGAUCAAGCUCAAUAAAUUGAAACGACAACAAGAUUAUGAGGGCUUCAAUCAAUUGGAAACCAGACGGAUAUCAGAGUUAAUGAGAGCUACGGACAACAACAAUACAUUAGUGACUAAUUUGAGACUGAUGGCGAUCACACUUUUCAAUCCAAAUAGACCUGACUUAACGCAUAGACAUAAUGUGAAAACGUUAAGUAAAAAUUAUACUAUAAUUACGUGCGAGUCCUGUAAAGUCUUCUUUAGACGGUUUGCGCUCAAAACUAAAGAAUUCAUAAGAAAUGUCGAGCAGAAUGAAAAUAGAGCAAAAGUGGUCAGGCUAAAUAAAUUAAAACGUAAACAUAUAGUUGAAAGUGGUGUGUCGGCCACAAAUUAUGGGGGCUUGAAUCAUUUGGAAAUGACCCGAAUAUCGGAGUUAACCAAAGCUACGGUUAGGUUUAACUAUCCGUUUGGCAAUAAGUUACUGAGAAUUGGAAACUUAGAAGAAUUGAUCAUAAAUUCAAACCAAAAGAACGAGAGUGUCAUCAAAGAUAUCAUAGAUUUUACUCAAUGUUUGAAUGGAUUUAAUAACAUUUGUUUCAACGAUCGGUUGGCACUACUGGACAAUGACACUAUAUUGGUGACCGACCUGGAAUACACUAAUAUGAUUGUGAGUGAAUUGAACUACAAUGACCCGGUUGCCAUUGAUCUGUUGACCGCGAUCACACUAUUCAACCCAAAUAGACCUAACUUAAAACAUAAACAUCAUGUUAGAUUUGAAUUGUUUAAAUACCCGGCCUCCCUGUGCUCUAACCAUUAG
Oppiella nova is the source of this 1629-nucleotide messenger RNA. The record is from the annotation of a GenBank genome assembly. NCBI's taxonomy places the organism in Eukaryota, Metazoa, Arthropoda, Arachnida, Sarcoptiformes, Oppiidae.